AUGAACAAGAAGAGAGCAGGCCGGGGGGCGAGAGGCCGUCUUCUUAUCCUCCUCAGCCAAGAGAAAGGAUUGGCGAUGGCCGUGUCCCAGGGAUGGCUUGGAGAUGGGCCACUCAGCCCACUGGCGGGUCGGGGCCCAUGUUGCGACGGGACGGCGAGAGCGCAAGAGGCGAUUCUGAAACGACGUGUAGAAACACGCGCGCGUGGGCAAGCUUUCUCCACGUCACGUAGCGUCCCGCCGUAUGUGGAUGCGGAUGAUGUGGAUGUGGAGGUUGCGAUUUGCAAGUGGAUCGCCGUGGUUGUUGAGGCCUCUGCCUCCGACUGCUUGCCCGAUUCGGCUUGCCAUUCGCCGACCGAAAAUCCACACUGUACGCUCGCCUGCACCCUAAGCGCGGGAGGUGGCCAGUGCGGACUCCCCCUGCGCGUGUCUCCCACACGAUACAUGACGGCAAUGCAGGCUGCCGGGGUCCGGUCGGGGGUCUUCUCUGCCUAG
Molecule: messenger RNA, 492 nt
Organism: Ilyonectria robusta
Lineage: Eukaryota; Fungi; Ascomycota; Sordariomycetes; Hypocreales; Nectriaceae
Exons: 3
Coding region: 1-492 (163 amino acids)
Source: RefSeq, a predicted model, not a curated record